AUGGCUCUCGCAUUUGCCGUUUACUCCCUGUCAGGCCGCGCUGCUCAAAAUCUCGCAUCCAAUCCCGCAGAGUGCCUUCCAUCGUGCGCAAAUCAAUACAGAAGUUUACCUGGAAUAGUCCUGAGCUGUCUUACGACCAUCUUCCUAUGCAUCUGGGUGGCCCUCCAUCUCAAUGUCCCCGAACCCGUGAACACUCGAGGCUUUAGUCGCUUGAAACGACUCAAAAUCCGGAUGAAGUCGUUCUUUCGAUGUACUGUGAUUCCCAUCUUCGUGACUCUGGUGUUCCCAGAAUGGGUUCUGGGUAUGGCAGUCCGUCAGUUCCGUCAGGCCACUGAACUGGCCAAGAAGAUUCGCGAGCUGCAGAAAGAAGAAACUGAGGUCACUCGCCAGCACGGAUUCUUCAUCCUCAUGGGUGGCUUCCAUCUCUUUGAACGGCACCAAUCCUUGUCGUCGAAUAAGAAUGGAGAGAAAGACGGGGAAGGCGCUCACCUAUUGGCCAAGGAAUCCGCGGUAGAAGCGGGAGAUGGUCGACAUGACCCUGCACCGAGCGACAAGAGGAUCAAGCUAGUUGAAGAUAUUGGAAGCCCUUUGCAUCCUCUCGAUGAAUUCGAUGUCAUUCGUCUUAUUGAAGCCGGCAAACUUUGCCUUCCUCCUUCUGUCGAGCUGGAGGACAAAUGCAAGAGCGACGGACUCGCAAAGUUUCUUGUCGUAGUCCAAACACUCUGGUUCAUUGCACAAUGUAUUGCAAGAAAAGUCAGCAAACUUCCGCUCACCGAGCUCGAAGUCGUUACGCUUGGCCAUACUCUGCUAACGGUGGCGAUCUACAUCGCAUGGUGGGACAAGCCAUAUCGUGUGACAUUCCCUAUGCGUGUGUAUGAAACACUCCCAGAACGUACAAAAGAGCAAGAGGAGGCGAAGGAGGAGAUGGAAGAUGCCAACCUUUGGGUGAUGGCUUUUAUGUAUGCCGUGGGCACUCAGGGUGAAUACAUCGACCUACGGAGUGUGAAGCGAGUUGGAAUGUUCUACUCUGGGUACAGCAAAAGAGAGGAUUUCAGCGAUUCCGGCGGCCUUCUGACCACGAUCAUUGUUGGGACAGUGUUUGGUGCUGUCCAUUUUCUUGCGUGGUCGUCGCCAUUUCCAUCCCCCCAUAUGCAAUUCCUCUGGCAAUUUGCGACCAUUGUCAUGACUACAGUCCCACCUGCUGCAGUCGUACUGUUCCUCUUCGCCGGACUAAUGGGCGAGUGUGUGUCCAGAACCCUGGGUCGCUGGAUGAUGCUCUCCCAAUUACUAUUACCGCCCCUCUACUUUGCUGGAAGAGGUAUAACAAUUGUGCUCGCAUUCGUGACGCUGGCGGCGCUCCCACUUGACGCAUAUCGAGACGUGGCGUGGUCAAACUUCUUCCCCCACAUUUGA
Serendipita indica DSM 11827 is the source of this 1413-nucleotide messenger RNA. The record is from the annotation of a GenBank genome assembly. Lineage: Eukaryota; Fungi; Basidiomycota; Agaricomycetes; Sebacinales; Serendipitaceae.